UUUCUCCAUAAAGACAGUUUUCUCAGCUGUUCCAGGUGCCAGACGGUUCGAUGGCAAUCUGAAGGAGAAGGAGGAGGAGUUGUGCUCAAUUACACAUUGGAAUGAGAGCAGAUUGCCACUGUACACAACAAAACGGGUUAGUUUGAUUUCCUUGUAUUGAUAUCACAAUGCAGCUCUGAGUGAGAACGGCGUGUAAUUACAGCAUACGUCUGACCGCCGUACUUCCUAAAACAUGAUUCGCUGCCUGCAUGUCAUUUGGCUCUAAAGAAUUGUAAAUCAUAAUUAGCAUAAACAAUGAGCGUCCCACAGAACUUUUCAGAAUCACGUUAUCGGUAGCUCCGUCAUCAUCAGUGUUUUUUCGCCUCGCAUCCGUUUGAACUGAAAUCAUGACCAUUUUUAGAGCUAUGACGUAAGCGUCGUGGCGCAGUCCUCCCCACUGGCACAACGUCUGGUUUGUUGGGGGGUUAACUACUCAAUGCUUUUGUUAGUUCCUAAGCCACCCACUCCCCCACCCUCUCCCCUCCAUCCUCCAACCGCAGCGUCAGUAGGGGACUGGAACGAGAGGUAUAUAAGGACCCUGCCACCUGAAGCUCUCAAAAACCAAGAUCUCGCCAGCUUUACUCUACACCAGGAGCUACAAGGACUUCGAAGUUCCUGCUUCGCUUCUCUUACCAACCUUUCUGCGCACUUUAACUUCAACUAUUUUGUCAGUAUGCAGCUUUUGUCCAGCCUAGUGUCUCUUUUGCUGGUGCUGUAUAGUGUCAGAGCAGCAGCUGUGCUUCCAGUGGAGGAGAGGAACCCGGCACAAAGUAGGGAGCUGAGCAAAGAGCACAAGGAGCUGAUCCUGAAGCUGAUCUCUGGGCUGUUGGAUGGAGCAGACAACAGCGUGCUGGCUGGGGAGAUAGCGCCUGUCCCCUUGGAUGUGGAGGAGCCCCUGGAGUCCCGUCUGGAAGAACGGGCCGUCUACAACCGGUUAUCACAGCUGCCGCAGCGUGACCGCAAAGCCCCCUGCAAAAACUUCUUCUGGAAGACCUUCACAUCGUGUUAACGGCGCCAGUCCUGCAACGAUGCCGCGAUCCUACCUGAUACCUGACAUGAACUGUGUAGACCUCCACUGUACAUACUAUCUCCAGUGUCUGAAGAAAGGUCUCUGUGGACUUACUCUGACACAGUCUGUUUGUUAAAGACAUUGAUGAUGAUAUUUAUUUAUUUAUUUAUUGAUCGAUUAAGCUAUUU
Molecule: messenger RNA, 1236 nt
Organism: Sinocyclocheilus anshuiensis
Lineage: Eukaryota; Metazoa; Chordata; Actinopteri; Cypriniformes; Cyprinidae
Product: somatostatin-1B-like
Exons: 2
Coding region: 476-1048 (190 amino acids)
Biological process (GO): regulation of cell migration; adenylate cyclase-inhibiting G protein-coupled receptor signaling pathway
Cellular component (GO): extracellular region
Molecular function (GO): G protein-coupled receptor binding; neuropeptide hormone activity
Source: RefSeq, a predicted model, not a curated record